UUCGUUUGUUUCAAGGCUAUUUCCAAAUCAUAAACCAAAUAGCCGUGUGCAAGAAGCACUUCAUAAACAAAAAGAUAUGCACGUUUCAACGGAGACCGUACUUUAUGUCACUUUUUGACAUUUCGUGUGGCAAUGUAAACAAAAACACGUGUGGAGUAAAGUGGUAAAGGAGUGCGUUUCUCUGUUUAACUAUUAAAGUUAAAACAAAUCUUAAAAUUUAGAAAUAACAUAAACAGAAGUUUAUGUAGUUGUAGUGCAUUUUAAAUGGCUGAACUUGUGGAAGUACUUUUCACCAGUGACUCGAACGAAUCACAAGCGUCUAUUACAGCAUGGGACUACAAAACGGGGACUAACUUGAUGGUGUACAAAGCAGGUGGUGUGAUACAACCACGCGCUAUAUCCGUACUUGAUUUCCAUUAUAUCUUAGCAGCUAAUAGUACUAAACCUCUUCUCCAUGUUUGGCCAAUUAACUCACAACAACAAGUUACUUCUGUUCGCUUUGUGCUACCUGGUCGCGCUAAUUCGAUGGCGCUUUCACCAGAUAUGCUUUAUCUUGUUGCUGCGAUACAAGAGAACAUUUAUAUUUGGCAUUUACCAUCUGGUAAAAUGCUAAACACAAUUUCAAAGCAUUUCCAGCCCAUUAACUGCAUUCGUUUCGAUGAAGAUUCACAUUUUGCUUCAGCUGGUCAAGAUGGUAGUGUAAUGUUAUGGAAUUUGACAACUGUGUGUGCACGGGACGACGACAAUCAAACACCAGUGUACACCUUCACCGAUCACGGUCUGCCAGUAACAGAUGUACAUAUAGGAUUUGGUGGUAUUCGUGCGCAUAUGAUAACCGUGUCACUGGAUCGCACCUGUAAAAUUUAUGAUUUGUUAAUUGGGGCUUUGCUUUUGAAUGUCGUAUUUGCUGAAUCAUUACACAGCGUUACUACAAAUACUUUAGAAACAGCUGUAUACGUUGGCACAGGCGACGGUAAUAUUUACCGAUUUAAUACUGAUGCUGCUGCGGGAAACAAAGAAUUACAUGUAGAAAAAGAGCACUCUAAUAUUUUUAAAGGACAUAAAGAAGGCACCGCAGUUACUUGUUUGGCUUUAUCAUUUGAUGGCCAAACCCUGGUAUCUGGUGGUCAAGACGAACAAGUAUGUAUUUGGGACGUUACCAGUAGACAGCUGAUAAAGCGUAUGCAGCAUAAAGGACCUGUAACAAAUGUAAAACUACGUCUUUCCAACCCAGAUAUAUUUAAACCAGAAAAUAAACCACCCAAAAAAUUCAGUAGCAAUCUGCGACGCAUGCUGGACCCACCUGAGGUUGAUGAACAAGAACGCAUAGAAGUUUUAAUCACUGAAGCAAAUGCUGAUACCAAUUAUGAAUAUUGGAAUACAUCAGAAUAUCCUUUCGAUCAAGAUGAGCCGUCCACCUCCAAAGCAUCAACCAAUAACACCCCUACUGCUACGGCGACAGAUGAGGAAGCGGCAAAAGAGAUUGAGCGAUUAAGGGCCGAAGUACAACAUUUAAAACUUGUUAAUAAACAAUUAUUCGAAGUCUCCGCGAAACAAUUAUUGGAAACAAAAAAAUAACUUUAGUUUGUACUACUCUUAUAAUUGUUGUCAAAACGAAUAAAUUUAAGAUAAAUUAAACAAAAGCAAGCAAAUGUAAAAGACAA
Messenger RNA from Bactrocera oleae (olive fruit fly), 1664 nucleotides. RefSeq names its product WD repeat-containing protein 18. Lineage: Eukaryota; Metazoa; Arthropoda; Insecta; Diptera; Tephritidae. The record is from RefSeq and is a predicted model, not a curated record. Gene Ontology annotation, cellular component: nuclear pre-replicative complex. Gene Ontology annotation, biological process: rRNA processing; DNA-templated DNA replication. Gene Ontology annotation, molecular function: protein binding.